AUGCCCCACGCCCAAGAACUCGACUUGGAGAAGAGCUCCGCCAACUCGUACGUCCAAUUCGAUACCGAUGCUGACGUCCCCGUCGAGUACGAGAAUGGCGACACCUGGUACGCGCGCGCGCAACGCUGGGCCGAGAAGAACUACAUGGAGCCGCGCAGUAUCGAGCGCGUGCCGGAGGACGAGCGCCACGACACGUCGCUGAUCAACGUGUGCACGAUGUGGCUGUCCCCGAACAUGGUCAUGGGCCACUUCGCUGUCGGCAUUCUCGGCAAGGCCAUCUACGGAAUGGGGGUCGUCGACUCGAUGCUGGUCAUCCUAUUCGCCAACCUGCUGGGCGUCCUCCCCGUGUGCUUCUUCUCGUGCUUUGGGCCCGUGUUUGGCCUGCGUCAAAUGGUUCUCAGCCGGUUCUGGUUCGGCGCGUACGGCAUCCGCCUCGUGUCCGCAAUCGCCUGUGUUUCGGGGCUCGGCUGGGCGACGGUGAACGUGAUUGUCGGCGCGGAGCUCAUCCACGCGGUCAACACCGACGUCCCCGCCUGGGCUGGGAUCAUCAUCAUCGCCUUCUGCACCUUCCUCAUCACGCUCUUCGGAUACAAGGUCGUGCACUACUAUGAGCGGUACUCGUGGAUCCCCAACUUCAUCGUGUACUUGAUCCUGCUGGGCACGUUCAUCCACUCGGGAGCAUAUGUCCACAUUCCAAUGGGAUCCGGCAGUGCUGAAGUCUCUGGCGUGUUGAGCUUCUUCUCGGUUGUCUUCUGCACAGCUAUCACCACGGGUCUCGACCCCAAUGCCACCGACAACAUUUACCUGAACGGCUACAACGACUCGGGCGCUGGAGGUUUGAUCGGUGCAGUUCUCAUUCCCCACCUAGGAGACUUCGGUCGCUUUUGUCUCGUGAUCAUGGCGCUGUCGACUGUCGCCAACAACUGCCCGAACGUGUACUCGUUCACGCUCAACAUCAAGGUCAUCGGACGCUGGACCCGCUUGGUUCCUCGUUUCAUCUGGGCGCUCAUCGCUGCAGUCGUGUACUCCAUCAUCGCCAUUGAGGGGUACUCGCACUUCGGCCCUCUCGCGAGUCAUGACGACAUUGGCUUCGAGCUGGGCUGCAUCUUCACCGUUGUGGCCUUACUGCUUUCAAGACCUGUCGAGAAACGAAUCUUCAAGCGGUAA
This is a messenger RNA of Phytophthora sojae, 1167 nucleotides long. RefSeq lists its product as hypothetical. Gene Ontology annotation, biological process: transmembrane transport. Bases 1 to 1167 code for a protein of 388 amino acids. Gene Ontology annotation, molecular function: transmembrane transporter activity. The transcript is spliced from 3 exons. Lineage: Eukaryota; Oomycota; Peronosporomycetes; Peronosporales; Peronosporaceae. Gene Ontology annotation, cellular component: plasma membrane. The record is from RefSeq and is a predicted model, not a curated record.